AUAUAUAUACGUACGUGCAUACAUACAUUUCUUUUUAUGUGUUGGAACUUUAAAAAAUGAUUAUAAAUACGUCAUAAUUUAAUCUUGCAUUUAUACAUCCUUAUUAACUAAUUACAAGUAAAUAAAAAUCAUUACUUCAACGUAUGCAUUAAUUUAUUAUUAACAUAUGUCGUAUAUUAAAGUUCUUUUAUUUAUAUUUCUUUUUUAAUUGGUUGACAUAUAUCUGAUCUAAUUAUGACUCAUAAGUAAGUGAUUGUGGUUUCCUGGAACACAUACUUUCCUUCUAGGUGUAUAACUUAUAAUGAAGCAUCUUAAUAGUCCGCAGUUCUAUCCAACUACUUAUAAAUAUAUAUUUAUUCAGACCAUUUUUGUCCAAAAUUUAUUUUUUCUAAAUAUUUUCAAAUGUUGCUUUGUGGUUUUUUGUUUAAAAUCUUUCUUUCUAAUACGUUAGCUUAUAAUUUGGAUAUUACCAAUGUUAUUAAAUUUGUUAUUCCACAAAAAUUAAAAGAUACACGAAGUAGUUAUUUUGGAUAUUCUACUGCUCUGUAUAAUAAUGGUAAAAAUGUUUCCGGAGUACUUAUCGGUGCACCAAGAGCAAAUACCAGUGAUCUUCCAUCUAUAUUAGAACCAGGAACCGUUUACAUGUGUUUGUUUAAUAAUGUAUGUAAGGAAUGGGUCGUUGACAAAUCUGAAAAUGAAUUCUAUGAGAAUAGAAAUAAUUCAUGGAUCGGAGCAGUUGUUAUGACAGGGAAUAAUGGAAUUAAUUCUAAAGUUCUGGUUUGUGCUCCACGAUUGAUAAAAAAAUGUGGUAUAGAGUGGUAUAUAACUGGUAUGUGUUAUUGGACCACUGCCACUAGCUUAAAAUCAUUUGAAAAAGAAUCUGAGAAAAUAUCAGUCGAUGGCGAUUAUGUUAAAUUGCAUAAUUAUCUUAAACGUGAAUAUAUAUAUCAUUUUGGAAUGGGUCAAGUUGGUUUUUCGGCAGAUAUAAGCUUCGAUAAAUCAGAAUGGAAUGUUGCUUUGGGUGGCCCAGGUUUAUUUCAUUGGAAAGGUGCCGCGGUAUAUUUUACAGAAUCAACUUCUGGUUUUAAACAAACUAUUACCGCAAAUAAUAAAUUGGACUCUUAUGAUUAUUUAGGAUAUUCAACAACUUCCGGAUUUUAUUUUAGCAAAACAGAACGAUUGUUUGCGUCAGGUUCGCCGAGAGGUAAUGAUAUGAAAGGAUGUGUUAUAGUAUAUUCUUUUUCCAAACAUUCAGAAGAAGAUAUAAAUAUUAGUAAUACCCUGAACGGUUACCAAUGUGGAGAAUAUUUUGGAGCUACUUUGGCAUCGUGUGAUCUUAAUAAUGAUGGUAGAGAUGAUUUAAUUGUCGGUGCACCUUUUUGGACUAGAGAUAUGGAUGAGGGUCGAGUAUACAUCUUUAUUGCAUGGGAAAAUAAUAAUUUUAUAAAAGGAUUAGAAAUUGAAGGUGAUGUAAGUGGAGGAAGAUUUGGCUCUUCUAUAACAUGUUUAGGAGAUAUUGAUUAUGAUGGAUACAACGAUAUAAUAAUUGGGGCACCAUAUGAAGGAAAUAGCGGUGCGAUAUAUUUAUACAACAGUGAUAAAAAUGGAAAUUUAAAAUGUAGUCAAAAGAUAGUUGGUUCGGAAUUUUCACCAAAUGUUCGUGGAUUUGGUAUAUCAGUAUCGAAACCUUUGGAUAUAAAUGGCGAUAAAUAUCUUGAUAUUGCAGUAGGAGCUUAUUUGUCUGAGCAAGUUUUUCUCUUAACAUCCAUACCUGUUGUUUCAAUAGCAAUAAAUCUUGUAUAUCCUGAUAAAUCAUUGUCUAGAGAUUCCAAAUUUUUUACCAUUAAUAUUUGUACUAGUUAUAAAGGUGUACACGCUCCUAUGGAAUUAAAUAUUACUCGUUAUUUGGAAAUAGAUCUGUUAUAUGAAAGAGCAGUAUAUUUGAAAAAUGAAAAAACAUAUUUUACCUGUACUUUACCAACUGCAUUAAAAAUAUCCGAACGUCAAUGUGAUUCGUUGAAAAUUCAUCUUAAAAACAAUAUUCAAAAUGUGAUUGAUCCGAUUACAUUAUCUGUGGUAGUAGAUAUAAAUAAUAACACGCAAGAAGUUAAUAAGUCAAGCAACAUUGUUCAUAGAUCAUCAGCAGUAAUAAACAAACUAAAUUCAAAAAUUAAAGAUGUUAUUCAGUUACCAUUUAUGUUAGAAUGUGGUACUGAUGAUAUUUGUAACUCAGACUUACGAAUAUCUCUUCGAACUAAUUUAAAAUCUAAUAAUACAUACAUUAUUGGAUCAGCAUCAGACCUUAAACUUAUUAUUAAUGUUCAUAAUAAUGGUGAGCCCGCUUAUCAAACACAAGUACACAUUUAUAUUCCAAAUCCCUUGUUAUUAGCAAGUAUACCUACGGCAUGCCUAGAAUCAGCUCGGACGAAUGAAGAUGUUUUGCAUGUCAUUUGCAAGAUUGGAAAUCCUCUUACCAAUGAAAACAACAAAACAAUUGUAUUAGAAUUGGAUACAAGUAAAGUUCGUUUUGAUGUCAAGAGUUUGGAACUAUUUGCAAAUGUUUCUACUCAAAGCAAAGAAAUUAAUGAAAUUAAAAAAAAUUAUACUAUGACUAUUUACUUUGAUAUCGACGUUGACAUAGCUAUAGCAGGAAAAGCUCCAGACAAUGUAUACUCAUACUCUCAGGAAGAUGAAGGAAGUUUACAAAAUAUCCAAUUUAAACAUAUUUACGAAGUGCAAAAGUUUGGACAAAGUCCAAUUAACGAAGCUGCUUUAACGAUAGAGAUUCCAACACUUUUGAAAAGUACUGAUUAUGAUAUAGAAUUGAUUAGUAUAAAUCAAACUUCUGCUCAUAUGGAUGGUAAUAUUCUUAACUUGAAAAUCAAUGACAUGGAUGAUAGUAAAGAUUUUCAGACAAAUAUUAAAUUUCUUGGUGAUGGUCAGUUUGACGUCAAUAAUACAUCAAUAAUUACUUCACCUGGAAACAGUUUAAAAAAAACGACAAAUGCAUCUCUUGAAAAUAGAGUACUGUUCAUUAAUUGUAGUAAUCAACAAAUUGUGUGUAAAAGAAUAGAGUGUAAAUUAAAUCCUUUUACAAGUUCUUUAUCCGUCGCCCAGCUCAUAAUUACUUUAGAUUUUAAAGUGUCAAAUAUUUUAUCAUCCUUUUUAAAAGAAAAAAAUAUAAUAUUAUUUGCGUCUAAAGGCAGGGUGAACAUCACUCAACCACCUAAUGUUAUUCAAGGAAGUACAAAUAAACCAGAUAGUACCAUCAUAAUUACAAAAUUCCAAGGAUCUCCAAUAAAUGAACGCGUAGCCGUGUGGAUAAUAGUUUUAUCAAUAUUUCUUGGAAUCGUAUUUUUCAUAUUAAUUCAUCUAGUUCUCAUUAAGUUGGGUUUCUAUCAAAGAAAGAAAAAAGAACAACUGGAGGCUUUAAAAGCUAUGUCAGAUAGUAAAACUCCUACGGUUCUAGAAACAACUUCGUCUGAACUUGUUGAUCCAGACAGAGUAAGUGAAUAAGAAAUAUGUUAUUAAAGCUUUUUUUUCAUGUCUUCUAAUUUAUUUUUGAAAACAAUUAUAAUAAAUAGCAACGUGCAUAAACGUUCAUUACAAUCGUAUAACAUGUAAAAUAGAAUAUAUAUUCAUUUUAAAAACCACAAUUCUUUAUAAAAAUAUAAGUCGUAAAAA
Messenger RNA from Polistes canadensis, 3684 nucleotides. Its product is annotated as integrin alpha-8-like. The transcript is spliced from 10 exons. Gene Ontology annotation, molecular function: integrin binding. The record is from RefSeq and is a predicted model, not a curated record. Gene Ontology annotation, biological process: integrin-mediated signaling pathway; cell adhesion mediated by integrin; cell-cell adhesion. Gene Ontology annotation, cellular component: integrin complex; external side of plasma membrane. Bases 403 to 3516 code for a protein of 1037 amino acids. NCBI's taxonomy places the organism in Eukaryota, Metazoa, Arthropoda, Insecta, Hymenoptera, Vespidae.